Ananas comosus (pineapple) is the source of this 1417-nucleotide messenger RNA. RefSeq names its product germin-like protein 9-3. Lineage: Eukaryota; Viridiplantae; Streptophyta; Magnoliopsida; Poales; Bromeliaceae. Gene Ontology annotation, molecular function: manganese ion binding. The coding region runs from base 557 to 1192 and encodes 211 amino acids. The record is from RefSeq and is a predicted model, not a curated record. The transcript has a single exon. Gene Ontology annotation, cellular component: cell wall.
UACAGUUUUAAUCGCUUAAGUUUGUCCUUAGAUUCAAGUGUAUCCUCAUAGUUUCAGUCGUAACAAAUCGGUCCCUGAAGUAUGCUCAACAUUCAAGUCCUAUUAGUCAAUCAUCUGAAAAAGGUUCCACGUUAGCACAUCACCAAACUUUGCUUUUUUGAAGGUGAAAUUUUAUGGCAAAACUGAAAUCUGGGUAAUACUUCAUGGACUAUAUUGCUAAUAUUGAAAUCUGGGUCAUACUUCAUGGACUGUAUUUGGCUUUGGAAAUUCCGAAGAUGCCAAAGUAUCUGAUUCUCUUCUUCUUGUUUGCCAAGCCUCCUAGUUGUUGCCAUUUUGGGUUAGUAAUCACUCCACAUGAAUCUAAAGAACAAGCAAACUGCUAUUGUUAUUUCCUCCAUCUGACAGCUGUAUCAAUAACAUAGCCAGACAACAAACAGGAUUGCGAGCCAUAAAAUUACCUAUAAAUACACAACAUUAUUGCAAUGCUUAGAAGAACAGGCAAAAAAACAAUCACCAACAACCCAAUCGUUCUAGAAACACUUUCUGGUGAUAGAAGAUGGGAUUUAACAUUUUCUCUCAUGCCUUGCUCAUUAUACUUCUCUCACUGUCAGCCUCUCAUGUUCUUGUCCUAGCAGGGGAUCCCGACAUCACCUCAGACUUCAUUAUCCCGCCAAACUUGAACAACUCGCUCGUGAACGGCACCUUCUUCACCUUCACUGGACUUCGUCCCUUACUCACGUUGCCCCCACCGACAAACUUCACCGUCUCCAAGGUGACAAUGGCAGAAUUUCCCGCCCUAAAUGGCCAGAGUGUCUCUUUUGCCGUCUUAAUGUACCCGCCUGGCAGCGUGAACCCACCGCACACUCACCCUCGGUCUGCGGAGCUCUUAUUCCUUGUUGAGGGUUAUCUCGAAGUCGGAUUCGUUGAUACUACAAAUAAGCUAUACACUCAGAAAAUGCAACCGGGUGAUAUGUUUGUGUUCCCGAAAGGGCUUGUUCACUUUCAGUACUGCACCGGGCCGAAGCCCGCUGUCGCAUUUUCUGCUUUCGGAAGUGCGAGCGCGGGGCUUGUUUCUGUCCCUGGAAGUGUUUUUACGAGUAAUAUUGAUGAUGGAAUCCUUGCCAAGUCCUUCAAAGCGGAUGUUGGUACAAUUCAGAAGUUGAAGGAGGGGCUUGCAGCAAACAAGUGCUGAGUGUGGGAUUAUUAGAGUGCAUAAUAUAUAGUACGAGUGUGGACUACACAUAGGAAAUCAUUACCUAUGUUUAAGUUACAAAAAUAAAAUAGCAUUAGUGUGUUGUGAUAACUACAUUUGGACGUGUAUUCAUAAAGUGCAAUUUUUUGGUUGUUACCAGAAUUGCCUCUUUCAAUAAAUUUAUCUUUUUUUUCUGUGUGAAAUUUAGGACUGUCAGAAUUAUAU